Myripristis murdjan (pinecone soldierfish) is the source of this 2228-nucleotide messenger RNA. RefSeq lists its product as uncharacterized. Lineage: Eukaryota; Metazoa; Chordata; Actinopteri; Holocentriformes; Holocentridae. Gene Ontology annotation, molecular function: protein binding. The transcript is spliced from 4 exons. Bases 256 to 1656 code for a protein of 466 amino acids. The record is from RefSeq and is a predicted model, not a curated record.
GUGGCCGUCGCAAACAGGAAAAGAGAUCCAAGUAUGGGCGGAAGCGCAGUGUCAACAAGCUGCAGCCAGGUCGCAGCUAGCCAUGUUUUCAUUCUAACCCGGUUAAAUAAAAGCCGUACGUCGCUCACGGCUUCACCAGCUCCGUAACGCACUCACCUGUAAACCUCCAGAAGGUUCGUCCGGAUGACACCUUGAUGACUUUGCGUCGCUUCUUUCCGGAAGCGGGCUGAGCUUUAGCUUUAGCCGUAGCUUAGCAUGCUACUCAUGGACGAAUUCCCACAACUUCCACCAGAAGUUUGGGUCUGCGUUUUUCGGUUCCUGACCACCGAGGAGAAACACACCGUCCGCACCUGCUGCAAGUACCUGAUGAAGCUCAUCGACCACCCGUCCCUGUGGAAGGACUUCACGGUGGUGCUGUCGGACGUCCGGCGCUACAACUGCGGCUUCUGGGCCACCCUGCACAGCCGCAAGAUCACCCGGGUCGCGGUGCAGCACCUGCGGCGGCGCGAAUGGCGACGUCUCGUCAAGUUCCUCCCGGGCAUGACCGCCAUCGUGUUCGUGAACGGCGGCAAGGAGGAAAACAAGGCGUACAAGGAGAAGUAUCUGCGAGACCUGAAGAAGUUCCCCCAGCUGGGUGAGCUCGGGGUGCGCAACGCCUCCUGGAUGGAGCCGCUGCUGGGGCUGAGCCUGACGGAGCAGCUGCAGGACCAGCUGACGCACCUGAGCGUCUGCAACGUGCGGCUCACCUGCGCCGCGGACUUCAUCCACGCCGUGUCCCACCUGUACAACCUGCAGCACCUGCUCUACCACCAGCAGGGAGACGGCUUCGGCCUGCCCAGCGGGGUGCGGCCCGUCCCCCGCAGCGGCUUCCACCACAUGCUGUCCGGCCUGCAGAAGCUCAAGCACCUGUCCUGGGGCAUGAGGGGAGAGCCGGCCGAGCCGCUGCCCGACGACUACUUCAGCCCGCCCGGCAGCUUCCAGCAGUCAGGACGGUCCCAGUACGGCGGCCCGGCCCUGACCAGUCUGGAGCUGGUCGACUACCCAGAAACCCUCCUGCCGGAAAACGCCCUGCGCAGCCUGUCCUCGCUCCGCUGCCUCACCAUCCGCUACAAAUACAUGAGGGAGGGCAUCGAGUGUCGCCUCAAGUCCUGGCUGAGCCCCCUGACCCAGCUGACGUCCCUCACCAUCAUCGGUGGAAAUUCCCUCGGCGCCUACACGACCACCAUCCCGUCCAGCGUGACGCGGCUGACGCUGCGUGUCGCCAUCACGCUGAAGGACAUGGACUCCAUCGCGCCCAAAGUGCCGGGACUCCUGCACCUCGACAUCGAGCAGAACCGCUCGAGCGGAAGCCUCUGCCGCCGCAUCCCCAUGCUGUUUCCCCAGCUCAGGACGCUCAGGAUCCGGUUUUUCCGCAGGGAGCCGGAGAAGGAUCUGCUGAGCCUCCACCGGCUGCGGCACCUGGUGCAGCUGGAGCUGCUGGUGGAGCGCUCCUACAUCCUGCGGGACUACCUGAACGGGCACCCGUGGCCCAGCCCGGGCGUCCAGGAGCUGAUCAGCCAGCUGCGAGCGCUGUCCGACAACAGGAUCAGCGUCAUCACCACCAUGCGGCAGAGGAACCCGCUGAGAGACUGCGACUGCAUGUGGGAGGGAGACUGAGGAGACGGGAGCCUGCAGGGGGAAAAAUAAAAAACGGGAAGGUUUGAGUUUUGUUACUGGACACAAGAAGAGGCUGGAGAUGCCACCAGAGCCUGAACGGGAGGUGGAAUGAACAAAAGACAGACUCGCAGACUCACAGAGGACUGAUGGUUACAGUGUGAAAACUGCAAGAGCCAGUAAACUUUUUUCCUCUUCAGAUUUUCUGUAUUUUCUGAAAGAGCCUGAACAUAACAACCAGAGAAAGUCACAGGAGUGUGACUCCAAGUCGACUGGUUUCAGUCUGCAGAUGUUGUGGAUCAAAAUUUUGGCCGGGAACGUGGACGAGAAACAUUCUCUUCCCACUCCUCGGCAACGUCAGUCUGCUGAGCUGCCCUCGAGCAAGGCACGCACGCAGCCCAGCAGCGGUGCAGCAGACUGCGGUUUCACUCUGUGGGACGGAGGUGAAACGUGAAGCAGGUCGGUGCUGGAGGAGAGCGAGCAGCCGCACCGUUUCCAAGGUUUAACAAAAAAAAAAGACAAACCAAAAGGAAAAGGUUCAGGCUCUCGUCCUUUCGUUUAGCACGGAGGUCAGA